CAAAGUACUUCCGGUUCCGGGUUUCAUCCCAUGUUGCGUUUGUUAUUGAAUAUUGUUGGACCUUGUCAAUGUAUCGUUAUUUUGAAAUAAUAUUUGUCGAUUUCAUGUCCGCAAACACGUCAAAUGUUUUUUCGUAGAUUAUGUCAACUGCGUUCCGCUUUUUCCUUCCUGGUUUACAACAAUUUGAAACGUGAACAGUGGAGGUCAGUAGCAGGAUUCACUUGUGGAAAAUAUGCCUCCUUAGCGGGGACACCUCGCCGGAGGAUCUGGCCGUUAAGGUGUCACUUUCACAGCGAUGUGGGUGACUUGUAUGAAAAGGAUGCUGUUCAAAUGUAUAUCCGGCAACUCAUGGAGGACCACAAAACUUUGGGCCAAAAGUUGGACCGUUCAAACAUAAGCGAAGCUGACAGGAAAGCGAUGGUCAAGAAACAUGCUGAGCUACAGCCUUUGGCAAAUGUCUUUUACAAUGUGGAACGGGCGAUGGAAGAUCUUGAUGAAGUGCAAUCGAUUUUACGUUCCCCGACUGGUUCCAAAGAUGAAACAGAGCAGUUUUCCCAGCUGCUGAAAGAAGAGGAAGCGCUGAUCUUGGACAGGAUUUCACGCUUAAAAAAAGAGUUACUCAAAGCUCUUAUGCCAAGGGAUGCCCUGGACUCUAGCAAUGUUCUACUGGAAAUCGUUUCAGGACGAACGACGGGAGGCGAUAUAUGUCAGCAAUUCAGCAGAGAAAUGUUUGACAUGUACCAGGGUUUUGCCGCUUACAAGAACUGGGAUUUUGAGAUGUUGAACUACACUCCUGCUGAAUAUGGUGGUUUGCAUCACGCGGCUGUGCGGAUAGCUGGUGAGGACGUGUACAGAUAUCUCAAGCAUGAGGGGGGAACACACAGAGUGCAGAGGAUUCCUGAGGUGGGUCUUUCCUCAAGGAUGCAGCGCAUUCACACUGGAACUAUGACUGUCAUUAUCCUACCUCAGCCUGUUGAGGUGGAUGUCAUCAUCAACCCUAAAGAGCUGCGUGUUGACACAUUCCGAUCUCGAGGUGCUGGGGGUCAAAGUGUCAACACCACUGACAGCGCAGUGCGCAUUGUUCACCUUCCCUCAGGUAUUACAGCAGAAUGUCAACAGACUCGCUCUCAACUGCAAAACAGAGAAACUGCUAUGCGCAUGCUAAAGGCCAGACUCUACCAGCGUAUGAUGGGUAAAGAGACUGAGCAGAAGCUUUUAGCCCGUAAGCAACAGGUGGGAACUCGCUCACAGUCGGACAGGAUUCGCACGUACAAUUUCAGCCAGGAUCGAAUCACAGACCACCGGAUAGGCUACAUUUGCAGAGAUAUUAAGGAGUUCAUGCGAGGAGGUGAAGCGCUUGAUGAGCUCAUCACUGCCGUACUUGAACACUUGGAAAGGGAGGCUCUUCUGGACCUGGUGGAGAACAGCAGAAGCACUUUGCACACUUCUGCAGAAUGAAACUAAGGAUGUUAAAUUUCACAAAGUCAAAGCAUCCCAUGUUAUUGCUCCUUUUUUUUUUGUCGUAAAAUCGAGCAAAAAUUUCCAGGUUUUGUGGGAUUACCAUUCAUUUCAAAUAAUUAUAAACAUAUUGAAAUUGCUCAUCUAAUUCUUGUUACUGAUUAAAACCCACAAGAAAUUCUCCAUUCACCUUUCACUUUGACCCACAAAAAAAAAUUAAUGGACCCACAGAAAUUAUAUAAAUCAUUAUAUUUGACCCCCCAAAAUGAACAGGAAAUGACCCAAAUCCACGAGAAGAGACCCAGAAAUGCCCUGAAAUCCACAAAUCUAGAGUUUAUCAACAGCCACACUCGUUUGCAAUUUACUGUACAUGAUCAUGCUUGUUUUCCUCAAGCAAAAUAUAAAAAUACGGUAAGAACUAAUGUGAAAACAAUUGGUAACUAUUAUAGAUACUUUGUGUAAAAAAGGUUUUAUUUGCCUUAAUAUUUUUAGACACUAAUGUGGAAGUUGUCAUUUUUUUGCUGCUCUAUACAGUCCUACUACCAUUUGAUCAUGAACCUCCUGCAUAUGUUCAUAGGCAAGAGUUAAAUAAACUAGAUAGAAAAUAAUUA
This is a messenger RNA of Corythoichthys intestinalis (scribbled pipefish), 2069 nucleotides long. It is a transcript of the gene mtrf1, whose product is annotated as mitochondrial translational release factor 1. The record is from RefSeq and is a predicted model, not a curated record. The transcript is spliced from 9 exons. Gene Ontology annotation, molecular function: translation release factor activity. NCBI's taxonomy places the organism in Eukaryota, Metazoa, Chordata, Actinopteri, Syngnathiformes, Syngnathidae. Gene Ontology annotation, biological process: translational termination. Bases 124 to 1458 code for a protein of 444 amino acids.